Messenger RNA from Staurois parvus, 306 nucleotides. Lineage: Eukaryota; Metazoa; Chordata; Amphibia; Anura; Ranidae. The record is from the annotation of a GenBank genome assembly.
AUGUAUGUGAAAUAGUUUGAUACAUUAAUGUUUUACUAUGUUAUUUUAGUGAAUUUAGUGAAUGUCACUUUUUGUAAUUUUCAAAUUUCCCGCCGUUCCGUCCCGAUGUCGCAGGGGACGAAACCCAGAAGACAGAUGCCGGCAUCCGCCGGAGGACAUUACAGGGGACACUGCAGGAGGGACAUCGCGGGAGUGAAGGACAAGGUAAGAGAAGAACAGAUCCCGGAGCAGCACCGCAUGGUAAGCCCGAGUGUAGCUUGGGGUUACCGCUUGUGCUACACUCGGGAAUACCGCCAGGGAUUCUAC